AUGAUCGCCCUUACAUCCAUGAUCGAGACGAAUAUUGCUCAUUUAACCACUUGUUUUAAGGCUGUCGCAUAUUUGAGCAUGCUUUCAACCGAGCUUGGCGACGACUUAAUAACUGAUCCAUUUGCAUCGAUUCGUCUUCGAAGACGUCCUUCGCAAGCUUCGAUCAAAACCAUUAGUUCUAAGCAUAGUAACCUAAACCAUUCGGACCAUGUUGACCUCGAUCAGCUUGAUGACAAAUAUAAACAAUUAAGUGCUCAGAUUAAUCACGAUAUGAUGGAAUUACGCUAA
This is a messenger RNA of Adineta ricciae, 288 nucleotides long. The record is from the annotation of a GenBank genome assembly. NCBI's taxonomy places the organism in Eukaryota, Metazoa, Rotifera, Eurotatoria, Adinetida, Adinetidae.